Molecule: messenger RNA, 955 nt
Organism: Drosophila ficusphila
Lineage: Eukaryota; Metazoa; Arthropoda; Insecta; Diptera; Drosophilidae
Exons: 2
Coding region: 79-696 (205 amino acids)
Source: RefSeq, a predicted model, not a curated record
UUUCAAUAUACUAAGAUUUAUUGGGGUUUCGGUAUGCACUAAGGUUUCCUGUCAAAGCUGAAAUAAAAAUAUUGAGCCAUGGGUCCAAGGAAGCGCAUUUCGAUUAUCGCCUCGAGAACUGUACCACCAGUGGUUCAGAAUAAUGAGAGCAAAAACUGCCGUACGGUUGGCACCCAAACUGAAUUCCGUUCCAUUAGUCAGCCCAAGCGCAAGAAGGUUAAAGUCCAGGCGAAGGAUAUUUCUCAGGCAGUUCCUCAGCCUGGUCCAAACUGCCAGUCUGGUCCAAUUUCCGAGGCAUUUCUCCAGCCUUGCCCGAAUGAGAAGACCUGCCAGACGGAUGGCAGCGGAGCUGUGGAGCCAGCCGAUCGAGUGGUCACCCCAAAGACCGGCAAUCGGCAGAUGAGCUACCUGAAGAACUUGGUGAACAACAGGCGCGAGGAGGCCAACGAGUCCGAUCGGAAGCGCUUGGCCUCGUUGCUGGAGACGAUUAACGAGGAUCCACCGCCACCAUGGCACGUGGCCUCCCAGAUGUGGCUGGAGGUGGACCGACUGGAGAACCGCAUAGAGGCCUACGAGGAGAGUGAGAGAGAGGCAAAGAAAAUGAAGAUGGACCAGGAGCAGGAUCAGGGACCGAGCCAGGGAAAUGACAAGGAGAAGGAGCUGGAACAGGGGAAAGACCAGCGGAAGGAAAACUAAAAAGUCAGGUCACAGGUCAAGGGUUAGGAGCGUGGUGGUCUUCCAGUCACCAGCUAUCAAGAAUCUAGAAAACCGAGACUGAACACAUUUUUUAUACAACCAAAUGAUUUAUGGAGAAUUUUUUUAACCACUUAAAUAUCAAUUCCCAUAUUUAACAAGAUUUGUUGUCCAACAUGUUCGAAUGCUAAUGACUUUUCAAAUGUUUCUCAAUACAACGCAUUUAUUUAAUAUGUUAAUAUAAAAUAUUUCCUCGACCACA